UGCGCGCGGAGCCGAAGCCGUUCGUUCCGUGCAGCGGAGUGAGUCGGUGGGAAGGGGAACCCGGUCCUCCGCCUCCAGGCUCUUUGUUGGUGCUCGGCCUCCGCGGCACAAACACGCUGGGACACACCACUCGGAUACUCGGGACUACUUCGUGGGCGAGCAAAAGUAUUUUUGGCUGCUGUGCUAAAAAAACCCUCCAGAGCACCUCACACAAUCGUGAAGUCGGCCCCCCCUGAAAUGGGAUGGGCCACCGGCAGAGUCUCUGAAGAACCAGCAGCCUCCAGACCGACCCCAGAGACCCCCUACCACAACGCAUAGGAACACACAAACCAAAAGGCACGCCAGGCCCCCCGUGCUGGACUGUCAGGACCGCCCCCGCCGGGAAUCAUGUCGGGGAUCCCCCCAGCGACCGGAGGUCCGCCCCAGCUUGCCAACAUGCCCCCCCCAGAGGUGAUCAACCCGGCCACACCCGGGAGGAAGACCAACCAGCUGGCGUACAUGCAGAACGUGGUGGUCAAGUCUCUGUGGCGCCACCAGUUCGCCUGGCCCUUCUACCACCCCGUCGACGUGGUCAAGCUGGGACUGCCGGAUUAUUACACGAUCAUAAAGACCCCUAUGGACAUGGGGUCGAUCAAGAAGAGACUGGAGAACAACUACUACAGCAGCGCCGGAGAGUGUAUGCAGGACUUCAACACCAUGUUCACCAACUGUUAUAUAUACAACAAGCCUACGGAUGACAUCGUGCUGAUGGCCCAGGCGCUGGAGAAGGUGUUCCUCCAGAAGGUGUCCCAGAUGCCCCCUGGACAUGAGGAGGUCCUGCCUGCUGCUGCACCCAAAGUGAAGCCCAAGAAACCCACCACCCCAGGCGGUCAGGACGGCACAGUGACCUCCUGCACCCCCGCCACACCUCCACCGUCCUCAGAGCUGGGGAUGAACUCCUCCACCUCCAACUCCUCCUCGCUGCCCAACUCCCCCACCCAGUCUUCUGUCAAAACGCUGAAGAGGAAGGUCCUCUCGACCCCGCCGCCGGCGCUCCCGGCCGCCGUCAAGGUGGCGUCGCCGCCGGAGAGCGAGGCGUCCCUGGAGAAGAAGCGGCGCGAGAGCACGGGGCGGCCCAUCAAGCCGCCCAAGAAGGCGCUGGCGGAGGAGGAGGAGACGGCGCAGCACGCCACCAAGAGGGGCCGCCUCACGGAGCAGCUGCGCUUCUGCGAGGGCAUCCUGAAGGAGAUGCUGUCCAAGAAGCACGCGGCGUACGCCUGGCCCUUCUACAAGCCCGUGGACGCCGAGGCCCUGGCGCUGCACGACUACCACGACAUCAUCAAGCUGCCCAUGGACCUGGGCUCCGUCAAGAAAAAGAUGGACGAGCGGAAGUACCACGACACUCAGGCGUUUGCGGCGGACGUCCGAUUAAUCUUCUCAAAUUGUUACAAAUACAACCCUCCGGAUCACGAAGUGGUCGCCAUGGCCCGGAAACUCCAGGACGUGUUCGAGAUGAGGUUCGCCAAGAUGCCGGACGAGGCGGUGGACCUGAGCUCGCCGGGGGGCGGGACCCCGAAGAACGCCAAGUUCAGCCUGAACAGCGGCAACUCCUCGGUGUCGGGCAUGUCGGACGGCGAGGAGGACCACGCCAGCCGCCUCGCCGAGCUGCAGGAGCAAGUGGGCGCUGAACAGCAUCAGAACGGUAGUGAAUUGGGGAGAAAUGGGUGCAGCGACAAUGAUCAGCUGAAAGCCGUGCACGAGCAACUGGCGGCGCUGUCCCAGGCGCCCGGCAGCAAGCCCAAGCGGGCCAAGGAGAAGGACAAGAGGAGGGAGGGGCGGCCGGGAGAGGAGAAGAGGAGCUCCAAGCCCGCCAGGCCGGGCCAGCAGAAGAAGACCUCCAAGAAGUCCUCCAGCAGCAGCCUCAAGAAGGGGCCGAGGGAGUACGACUCUGACGACGAGUCCCUCCCCAUGACCUACGACGAGAAGAGGCAGCUGAGCCUGGACAUCAACCGCCUGCCGGGAGGCAAGCUGGGCCGGGUGGUCCGCAUCAUCCAGACCCGGGAGCCCUCCCUGAGGGACUCCAACCCCGACGAGAUCGAGAUCGACUUCGAGACGCUGAAGCCGUCCACGCUGCGCGAGCUGGAGCAGUACGUCAAGUCCUGUCUGUACAAGAAGAUGAGGAAACCGGGCGAGGAGGGAGCGGCUGGGAACAGCGACAGCAGCAGUUCGUCUGACUCAGCCAGCAGUAGCUCCAGUGAUUCCAGUUCAGACAACAGUGAGCCCGACUGAGUUCCAGGAUCGUGGAGCGAGAUAACGGACAAUGUGAUUAGAGCAGUACAAUGAGGCACGACCUCCAUCUUAUAGUUUGUGUUGUCAUGGAAACCACAUUAGGGAGGGGAGGGAGGGGGCGGCCCUCCUGAAGGUUCUGCUCUACCGACGAGUCUCUCCCUGGAUAUGUCACACGUCCAUCGUGACAUCCACCCUGACACGAAGUCCACCCACACAACUAUCACAACAUCGUCAUGAUCUCCUGUCGCAAUAUCUAUCGCAAUACCCAAAUUGACACAAUAUCCACCAUGAUAUGAUGCUAUCCACUCUAUAAUCUGUCACGAUAUCCCACACAAAUAUACCACCACCUCCAUCGUGAUACUCGCCACAUCUAUGUCAUGACCUCUCUAUCGCGAUUUAUAUCGUGAUAUCCACAAUCACAUGUCCACCACAAUGUAUAUCAUGAUACCCACCACAAUAUAUUGCCGUCGAUCUAUAUCGCGAUAUCCAUCAUGAUCGUCCAUGUAGGCAGGAGGCUGUAAAAAGGGGUGUGUGUGUGUGUGUGUGUGUGUGUGUGUGUGUGUGUGUGUGUGUGUGUGUGUGUGUGUGUGUGUGUGUGUGUGUGUGUGUGUGUGUGUGUGUGUGUGUGUGUGUGUGUGUGUGUGUGUGUGUGUGUGUGCGCGCGCGCGCGCGUGUCACACACUCUUGUUUUGUUGUACAGCCGAUCCGAUGUGCAUAUCUGUGUGGUCCAUGGCAGCUGAAGGUCUUUCAACCUCUACACAUUUGUUUUGUACAAAGAAAAUUUAAUCUGACCGCAUGAUUGGAUGGAUUUGAAUGUCGGUGCAUAGUCUUGAGUGUGUGUGUGAGGGUCAGUUUGGGUUAUGAUCACUGAUUAAAGGUUGUGAGGAAUCUGUCGUAGGUGGAGGUUUAAGACGUGUCUACCUUAGUGGUGAGGGGCUCCUUAGUGUCUGAAUGUAUGGUGAAGUGGCUCCCUGUUGAACUCAGUGAAUAGACUUAUCCUGCUCUGGUUCUCUGCUCGGAAAAAUAUGGUUUCAAUAACUUUUUUGGAAAAAUGUAAAAUACAUUUUAUAAAAAUAAACGAAAACAAAACAAACAAAAAAAGGAUAUUCUCUGUUAUAUUUAUUUUUAUGCCCAGAUAUCUAUGUUCACGUUUCUCCGCCUUAAGUUGUCUCUGUUAUAGUUUUUUUCAUUUUGUCGAUUUUUUUCUGAAUGUUGUUUUCUCAUUGGUCAAAUGCUGACCAAGAACAUGUAUAUAAAUAUAUAGAUAUUUUCAAAUCUAACUUCUUUUUUAUGCUUUUGUUGUAAUAUGAUAGCCUCUUUUUAUAUAUAUAAAAAAGGAUUUCUACUUUUUAUUUUUAACAUGCAUGGAGAUUUGUUGUACCUCAAUUUAGCUUUCUUUUUUUAAGUCUUGUUUUAAGGUGUCUUCUUUUUAUGUUGCCCAUAAAAGGACUUGUGUAUCCUCUGUAAAUAAGUUUAGGCUUGCUCAUGUAAAUGUCUGCCAUAAUCAACGAGUAGAAGUUAUCAUUUAAUGUUUCUGCAAAACUGUAAUAAGAGCUAACUUCCUUUUUGGUUUUUCUUCAAUAAAUACAACAAGAAGCCUGA
Messenger RNA from Gadus morhua (Atlantic cod), 3870 nucleotides. RefSeq names its product bromodomain-containing protein 3. The coding region runs from base 388 to 2268 and encodes 626 amino acids. Lineage: Eukaryota; Metazoa; Chordata; Actinopteri; Gadiformes; Gadidae. The record is from RefSeq and is a predicted model, not a curated record. Gene Ontology annotation, biological process: regulation of DNA-templated transcription; chromatin remodeling. The transcript has 13 exons. Gene Ontology annotation, cellular component: chromatin; nucleus.